CGCGUAGUGGGCGGGACGAAGAGUGCGUGACUCUUUGUCCCCCUUCCAAGAUGGCUGCGUCCAUGGUGCGGCGCUUGUGGCCUCUGGUGGCUAGUCGGGGCCUGCGGCUCCGGGGAGGCUGUGCCUGCAACCAGAGCCCAAGGAGAAGCUUCGCUAUGGAGAGGCGAGACAGGAACCUCCUGUACGAGCACGCACGUGAAGGCUACAGCGCGCUCCCUCAGCUGGACAUGGAGCCGCUGUGCGCAUACCCGGAAGAGGCGGCGCGCGCCUUGGAUCUCCGCAAGGGGGAGCUGCGAUCUGACGACCUGCCGGCGAUCAUCUCAACGUGGCAGGAGCUGAGGCAGCUGCAGGAGCAGAUCCAGAGCCUGGAAGAGGAGAAGAGGGCUGUGGCUGAGGCAGUGCGGGCCCUGGUGGUCACCCAGGACAACGAUCAGGUACAGCAGGUACAGCUGAAUCCAGGUCCUGGCUCCAUAUUUGGUUCUACUUCCUUUUUAUUCCCAGACCAGCUUUCUCCCCUUGGAAGAAAGGGAGGCAGGGAGGCCCAGCUCGAGGAGUGGUUCUACCUGCGGGCACUGAGGCUGCCCAACCAGACCCACCCAGACGUGCCUGUCGGGGACGAGAGCCAGGCCCGAGUGCUCCACGUGGUCGGAGACAAGCCAGCUUUCUCCUUCCAGCCCCGCGGCCACCUGCAAUUAGCAGAGAACCUCGACAUCAUCCGUCAGAAGCGCCUGUCCCACGUGUCUGGCCACCGCUCCUAUUACCUGCGCGGGGCCGGGGCGCUCCUGCAGCACGGCCUGGUCAACUUCACACUCCAGAAGCUCAUCCACCGGGGCUUCACCCCCAUGACGGUGCCAGACCUCCUCCGAGGAGCCGUGUUUGAAGGCUGUGGGAUGACACCAAAUGCCAACCCCUCCCAAAUUUACAACAUCGACCCCUCACGCUUUGAAGACCUCAACCUGGCCGGGACGGCAGAGGUGGGACUUGCGGGUUACUUCAUGGACCACUCGGUGGCCUUCAGGGACCUGCCAAUCAGGAUGGUUUGUUCCAGUACCUGCUACCGGGCGGAAACAGACACAGGGAAAGAGCCGCGGGGGCUCUAUCGAGUGCACCACUUCACCAAGGUGGAGAUGUUUGGGGUGACAGGCCCUGGGCUGGAGCAGAGCUCGCAGCUGCUGGAGGAGUUCCUGUCCCUUCAGAUGGAGAUCUUGACAGAGCUGGGCUUGCACUUCCGGGUCCUGGACAUGCCCACGCAGGAGCUGGGCCUGUCCGCCUACCGCAAGUUUGACAUCGAGGCCUGGAUGCCAGGCCGCGGCCGCUUUGGCGAGGUCACCAGUGCCUCCAACUGCACGGACUUCCAGAGCCGCCGCCUCCACAUCAUGUUCCAGACGGAGGCCGGGGAGCUGCAGUUCGCCCACACAGUGAACGCCACAGCCUGUGCCGUCCCCCGCCUCCUCAUCGCCCUCCUGGAGAGCAAUCAGCAGAAGGACGGCUCGGUGCUCGUGCCCCCUGCCCUUCAGCCCUACCUCGGCACCGAUCGGAUCACCGCCCCCACCCACGUGCCUCUCCAGUACAUCGGCCCCAACCAGCCGCAGAGGACCAGGCCCCAGGGCCAGGCUGCCUCGGGCUGAAGACUCACCCUCAUUGGCCAGUAGGACUGUCACUGCCUCCUGGAGCUUGGGGUCCCUAGGACCUGUGCCCUGAGCCCAUCCGGACACCUGCCUUCCUCGUGUCUGCUCCCCACCUGGGCGCACCUGCUUUCUCGGGCUCAGUCAGUGCCCCUUGUCACUGGCGUCCCAGCCUGCACCAGGCAGCAGGACAUCUGGGGACUUGGAGUUUCUAGGGACGGGGACGCAGAGAGGGAGGUGCCUCCAUCCCUCCUUCCUCCUUCCUGCCCUCAGUGCUUAAGAGUCAGUCCCCCAAUAAAUGGUCAGAACAGAG
This is a messenger RNA of Phacochoerus africanus (Common warthog), 1938 nucleotides long. RefSeq names its product seryl-tRNA synthetase 2, mitochondrial (gene SARS2). Gene Ontology annotation, biological process: mitochondrial seryl-tRNA aminoacylation. Gene Ontology annotation, molecular function: tRNA binding; ATP binding; serine-tRNA ligase activity. The record is from RefSeq and is a predicted model, not a curated record. Gene Ontology annotation, cellular component: mitochondrion. The transcript is spliced from 17 exons. The coding region runs from base 51 to 1628 and encodes 525 amino acids. NCBI's taxonomy places the organism in Eukaryota, Metazoa, Chordata, Mammalia, Artiodactyla, Suidae.